This is a messenger RNA of Lodderomyces parapsilosis, 1200 nucleotides long. RefSeq names its product Golgi transport complex subunit. Bases 1 to 1200 code for a protein of 399 amino acids. NCBI's taxonomy places the organism in Eukaryota, Fungi, Ascomycota, Pichiomycetes, Serinales, Debaryomycetaceae. Gene Ontology annotation, cellular component: COG complex. The transcript has a single exon. The record is from RefSeq and is a predicted model, not a curated record. Gene Ontology annotation, biological process: intra-Golgi vesicle-mediated transport; cytoplasm to vacuole targeting by the Cvt pathway.
AUGUCACUGAUACUACUAGAUUCGCUAAAAGAUGACCUAGACGAAACUAGCCGCAAUGCACUAACCACAGACCCUAAACUUUACCAAUCCUCACAAAAGUAUCUCGAGGAUUUACUAAUCAAUGAUGAAUUAUUAUCAACUGAACAAUUUACCACAACAGCCACCAAUUCAAAAACCGUUACUCAAGAAAUAGCUGAAUUGGAUCUACAGCAACAUCAAAUCAACAAACAGCUAAGUUCAUUAACUGACUCCCAUAAGGAUUUAAUCAUUGAUGUAAAUCACGAUUUAAAUGAAAUCAAUGCUAAUUUAACCAAUGAUUAUCAAAAGACGGUAUCGGCAUUGAAGAAGAGCAUCACCAUCGAUGAGUCCAAGUACCAUCCUUCAACUCCAAACAAGUUGUUUCAAGAUUCAAUCUUGUCCAAUAUCGACACUGUAUUGGACAUAUUAGAGCUCCCCACUUUAUGCCGACUUUGUAUCUUGCAAGGCAAUUAUCAAGAAAGUUUGGAAAUUUCCAUCUUUAUCAAAUCACUAAUCAUUCGAUUCCCCAAAUUACAAAUAUUCAAAACCACAUCUGAACAAAUUGAAAUUGAAUUACAAGUUAUGUUGAAGGGGUUAUUGAAAUUACUCAAUACCAAUUUAAAACAAAAUCACAUUCUCAAGAUUUUCCAAAUUUUGAGUAAAUUGGAAACAAUUGAUGAUGCAUCUUUACAUCGAAUCUAUUUGAAUUCAAGGUUUAAAUUUAUCGUUAAUGAAGUUGCUAGUUUACAACCAAUUCUCAAGUUUAAUAAACUCACUUAUAUGAAACGAUUUGUUGAAGUUUAUCGUGAACAUAUUUACUCAUCGAUUCAUGUAUAUUAUACCAUAUUCAAGAAUGAAGUUGAUAAGUUGUUGCUUAAUCAGUUUGUAACGGCACUAGCUACUAAUUUGUGUCACGAGUUUGUUACAUGCAUGCCAUUCAUCAGUAAAACUACUACUGCUACUACUGCUGUUUCCACACCCACCAAUUCAAUUGAAUCAGAUUUGGAAUUGCGAAACUCUAUCGAUGGGUUGAUUUUGCAAUUGAUUUACUUGUGCAAAUCAUUAUCAACGUAUCAAUUUGAGUUUGAGCCAAUUUUAUUAUCAGAACUAUGUUAUAAACAUGAUUUGAUCCUGGAACUGGAUUGGAUACGUAACCUGAGCAAAAUCAAAAAAUAUAAAUAA